Molecule: messenger RNA, 414 nt
Organism: Talaromyces proteolyticus
Lineage: Eukaryota; Fungi; Ascomycota; Eurotiomycetes; Eurotiales; Trichocomaceae
Exons: 2
Coding region: 1-414 (137 amino acids)
Source: RefSeq, a predicted model, not a curated record
AUGGAAAUACCUGUCACAAACGCUCCUCGCGCAAUCCAUUUCUACCGCAAGGUCUUUGAGUGGAACAUUAACGACGAAGGCUACGAAAACCAAGUUGAUGGAAUCGAGCACACGUAUUUUUUCAAUAAGGGAAACUUACGUGGUAGCUUUCUCUUGGUCCCUGAAGAUCAAUUCCUGAAUAUGGACGCUCUUUGCGCCCCAGGGGCGAAUCAGGUAUCAAAGAAAAUGCGCUGGGGAGUGGUUAGUACCAUUGCAGCGGAAGAUAUGGACGAGACGUUGAAGAAGAUUGUGGACUGUGGAAGGCGCAUUUUCAAAGAAAAAACACUGCUCGGCAUGGAAAUGGGUUCCCUUGCAAAGUUUGUAGAUACCGAGGGGAACAUUCAUUCACUGUGCUCUUUGGAACUUUCGGACUGA